Molecule: messenger RNA, 1275 nt
Organism: Dichotomopilus funicola
Lineage: Eukaryota; Fungi; Ascomycota; Sordariomycetes; Sordariales; Chaetomiaceae
Exons: 3
Coding region: 1-1275 (424 amino acids)
Biological process (GO): carbohydrate metabolic process; peptide modification
Cellular component (GO): plasma membrane
Source: RefSeq, a predicted model, not a curated record
AUGGAUCAAAAUAGCCACCUUCAUGAGGACGUCGACAACGACAUAGAUACCGAGCGUUAUCUCCUAGCUGCCCUUGAGGAUAUCAUUGCCAAUUACCCGCCCCCUGUGCAUGUAUGUUCACAAGACUCAAGCGAAGGAUACCACGGGCUCUGGAGCGGUCCUACGGGGAUUGCAUACCUCCUACUCCAUGUCUCUGAGCGCCGGCCGGAUUUGAGAAUCGCGGAGCGGUUGACAAUCGAGUGGGCGCGGAAGUAUUGCGGAUUGAAUGAUGAUCCUGACGCCGAGUCACAAGGGUGUGGAAUCGGGAAUGAAAAGCUGGCGUAUGAGGCUGUAAGGUGUGCAAUUGCAUCGAGGGAUGGACCACCGUCUCUUUACUGUUUCCAAGAACACAAGCAGCAUGAAAAGGAUGCAACCCGUCUCAGUGGACAAACAAACGACAACUACCUCCACCACGUGCACCGUUUUGCAAUAUCCCUCUCCCAGAUCUCCUCGUCCUCCUCAUCCUACCCCGACGAACUCCUCUACGGCCGAGCUGGUGCCUUUUACCUCGCCCGUCUCGUCCGUUCCUGGGUUCCGACCACCAACCCCACAGUAUCAGAACAAGUCACAUCCCUCCUCACCCCCGCGAUCACUCAACUUUGUCACACCAUCCUCUCCCACGGCCCGCCCUGGCACUGGCACGACCGUCACUACUUCGGUGCCGUCCAUGGGGACAUCGGGAUCUUGGCCCAGCUGGUUCUUACUUCACCCGAACUAGCCGGACACCAGGCGUUGCGGGGUUUCUUGAGUCAGCUUUUGGAUUGGCAGAGUGAUGACGACGGAAACUGGCCCAGCUCCGAGGAGAGUUGGGAGCGCGGACAGGAUAAAGGGCUUGUCCAAUUCUGCCAUGGAGCGCCGGGGUUUGUACACUCGCUGCUAGUGCUCAGGAAGUAUUUUCCGGAGUUACAGGGGCGCAUUGAUGAGGCGAUUAGAAGGGGACAGGAGUGUGUUUUGAGGAGGGGGGUCAUCAUGAAGAAAGAACCGAGUUUGUGUCAUGGGAUAUUUGGGAAUGCUUUAGCCCUCCCGAAUCCUCACCGAGCACGUUUCCUGUCCCUCGCCACGCCUUCAAGCAUCAACCGUCUUAGACAGGCCGAUCCCGUUGUCUUCCAGUCUGCCGACUACGGCCGCCCAUACUCCAUGACGGCAGGCUACACGCCAUCAGCCGCAUGGGUUUGGCUGAUUUGGAAAGAGGAAGACCUGGGGAAGGGGAAUAUGGUGGGCUUUAAUGAUAUAUGA